AGAGCAAGCCGGCCGUCGGAAUGGCAACUCGUACCUUGCCACCGUCUUCCUCCCGCCUUCCUCUGGCACGGGAUUUCCACGCCACUCGUGACGCCACCCUCCCUUCUCGGCCUAGACGCCGUCGCAGUUGACGCCUGCUCUUUCUUUUCUUCCUUUCCCUGCUAUUGCGCCCUCCACAUAUGCCGUCCUUUAUUUCUGAGGCAGCUGGAUUGGCCACACAUUUUAUAUUCCGCUGCACGUACCGCCGACUGGAAACGUUUUUUUUUUUUUUUAAAAAAAAACAAGGUAGCAGCAGGAGUAGUAUUGCCAGGGGGGGACGAAUCUGUACGGGAUCGCGGGGAGAUUCACCCGGCGCGCACCCUCGCCUCCCUGUAACGUCCUUGUACAAGUGUACUUAUCUCCGGGGAGGGAGGCGGCUCCAGCUCCCCCACGCCAACCCAACCACGAGGACAACACGCCGAGAUGCAGCGCGCGGCGGCCUCCCUCGCCUCCUCCCGCUCAGCGGCCGCCUGGGCGUGCACCUCCACCACCUCGCGCCAUGCCGGCACCGGCGCCUCCUACUACGCGCGCCGCGACGCCGUCGUGCCUCUCCGAAUUCGCGGUCAGGAACAGCCGCCCGCCGCCCUCCCCAUGUCCCUGUCGCUGCUCUCGCGGAGACGGCCAGCGCGGACGGCAAAGGCGGCGGCUGCUGCGGCGGAGCUGACCCCGUCGGCGGACGAGGUGGCCGCGGGCGGCGGCAUUGCCGGCACGGUGCAGCUCGGCGCCAUGAUCGUCGCAUGGUACCUCCUCAACAUCUACUUCAACAUCUACAACAAGCAGGUCCUCCAGGUGCUGCCAUUGCCGCUCCCCUACACCAUCACCGCCUUCCAGCUCGCCUUCGGCUCGCUCGUCAUCUUCUUCAUGUGGGCCGCUAGGCUCCACCCCGUGCCCAAGCUCUCCGCCGCACAGCUGGCCAAGAUCGCGCCGCUGGCCGCCGGGCACAUGCUGGGCACGGUGUUCACCAACAUGAGCCUGGGCAAGGUGGCCGUCUCCUUCACGCACACCGUCAAGGCGUCGGAGCCCUUCUUCACCGUCCUGCUCUCCGCCUUCUUCCUCGGCGAGGUGCCGUCGCCGCUGGUGCUGGGCUCGCUGGUGCCCAUCGUCGGCGGCGUCGCCCUGGCGUCGCUGACCGAGGUCUCUUUCAACUGGGCCGGAUUCUGGAGCGCCAUGGCGUCGAAUCUGCUCAACCAGACCAGGAAUGUGCUCAGCAAGCGGCUCCUCGGCGGCGAAGAGGAGGAGUUCAUGGACGACAUAAACCUCUUCUCGGUGAUCACAGUGCUGUCCUUCCUGCUGUCCGUCCCUCUGAUGCUCUUUGCAGAAGGGGUCAAGUUCUCCCCAGCGUUCCUCCAGAGCACCGGCCUGAACCUGCAGGAGCUGUGCGUGAGGGCGGCACUGGCCGGCCUCUGCUUCCAUGGCUACCAGAAGCUGUCGUACAUGAUCCUGGCGAGGGUGUCGCCCGUGACCCACUCCGUGGCCAACUGCGUCAAGCGAGUGGUGGUCAUCGUCUCUUCCGUCCUCUUCUUCCGGACGCCCAUCUCCCCUGUCAAUGCACUGGGGACUGGUGCAGCACUGGCGGGAGUUUACCUGUACUCCAGGCUCAAGAAAACGAAGCCCAAGAGUUGAUGAAGAUGUUUUUUCCCUGUUCCAGAUACAGGUUUUUGAUAUAGAAGACUAGGUCGAGAAAAUGUAUUGAGAUAGUAGGUUGUACAGAACUUGCCACAGCCCGUAGUACACCUGUACUACAGCCUACAGCAGCUUCUUUCAAUAGUGGCCAGACCAAACUUUUGGUCUUGAAGAUUUGUAACAUCCUCUCCUGAAUAAUGGCAAAUCUCCUAACAAAUGCAUUAUGCUCA
This is a messenger RNA of Hordeum vulgare subsp. vulgare (domesticated barley), 1892 nucleotides long. Its product is annotated as phosphoenolpyruvate/phosphate translocator 3, chloroplastic-like. Gene Ontology annotation, molecular function: antiporter activity. The record is from RefSeq and is a predicted model, not a curated record. Gene Ontology annotation, biological process: transmembrane transport. The transcript has 8 exons. NCBI's taxonomy places the organism in Eukaryota, Viridiplantae, Streptophyta, Magnoliopsida, Poales, Poaceae. Gene Ontology annotation, cellular component: Golgi apparatus; membrane. The coding region runs from base 463 to 1662 and encodes 399 amino acids.